CGGAAGUGCAACACACGUGUAAACAGUGGAGAGAGUCACGCUGAGGGGGUUUGAUAUGACAACUUGAAUGAACAUCUUCACAUUUCGUUACAUAUGUACAUCGUUUUAGAAUAAAGUGUAAACAUUGAAGGUGAUUUUUUUACUUAAAAAGAGUAAAGAUGGAGCAGAAGGAACCGAAGAAGGAACAGAAGAAGCACCAGCAGAAGCACAGUGGACCCAAAGCACAAAAGAAAAACAGAAAGAAAGAGAAGGAUUCUGAGCAGGAGCAGGAUGCACGCAAGAGGAACCCAAAAGCAUUUGCCUGUCAGUCAGCUGUGCGAAUGGCAAGAUCCUUCCACAGGACUCAGGACAUUAAAACUAGGAAACAUCACAUUCCUCUGGUAGACCGGACCCCUUUGGAGCCCCCACCUAUUGUUGUAGUUGUGAUGGGACCUCCAAAAGUGGGCAAAAGUACCCUCAUCCGCUGCCUGAUCAAAACCUACACACGGCAUAAGCUUUCUGACAUCUGUGGACCCGUGACUAUAGUAUCCGGAAAGAAACGGCGUGUGACUUUCAUUGAGUGCAACAAUGACAUCAACACCAUGAUUGAUUUGGCUAAGGUUGCUGACUUGGUCCUGAUGCUGAUCGAUGCCAGUUUUGGCUUUGAAAUGGAGACCUUUGAGUUUUUGAACAUUUGUCAAGUUCAUGGCUUUCCUCGCAUCAUGGGCGUCCUCACACAUCUAGACUCCUUUAAGAACAACAAGACGCUUAGAAAAACAAAGAAACGCCUCAAACACAGGUUCUGGACUGAGGUUUACCAGGGAGCCAAGCUGUUCUACUUGUCUGGAAUGGUGUAUGGAGAAUACCAAACACAGGAAAUAAAGAACCUGGGACGCUUCAUCUCAGUCAUCAAGUUUAGGCCUCUCGUCUGGCAAACUUCUCACCCUUAUGUUGUCGCUGACCGUAUGGAAGAUCUUACAGAUCCGGAGACUCUAAGGUUAAACCCCAAAUGUGACAGAACCGUCUCUCUGUACGGCUACUUGCGCGGGACAUUCUUGAAGAAUAAAUGCCAGGUUCACAUUCCUGGCGUGGGGGACUUCUCAGUAGCGGACGUUAGUUUCCUUCCGGACCCCUGCCCUCUACCAGAGAUGCUCAAGAAGAGGGCGUUAAAUGAAAAGGAACGGCUGCUGUAUGCCCCCAUGGCCGGAGUUGGGGGACUGGUGUAUGAUAAAGAUGCCGUCUAUAUCGACAUGCCCGGUGGGCACGCCAACCAGCAGCAGGAGGUGCGGCCUACCACUGAACUCGUUCAGUCUCUUAUUGGAACACAAGCCACUUUGGAUGCAAAAAUGGCAGCUAGCAAAGUGUCGCUGUUCACAGGGACAGAUGCACUCGCUCCUGAGGAGGUACAGGAAAACAGUGGGGAACAGAGCCCCGUGGAGAGCAGAGAAUGGGAUGAAAAAACUCAGAGAGAGCGAAGAAGAGCUGUCUUUGCUGAUGAAGAUGAGGAGGAAGUUGAAGGCGAAAGCAAUGAUGAGGAAGAGAGUGAGGAUGAGGGCGAUGAGAAUGAGGGGGAUGAGAGCGAAGAAGAGGAUGAUGAGGAAGAUGAGGAAGAUGUGGAAACUGAAGCAGGCAAAACAACACUGGGUAAGAAGGCAUUAAAUGAGGCAGGACCCCCGGUGAAGAAGCAGAAGAUUGACGAGCCUGUGCCGGAGACGCCUGCAUUCGCUGAUAGCGAUGAUGAGCUGGAAAAUAGUGAAGAUGAUAGUGAUGGUGAAGAAGAGGAGGAGGAUGAUGAUGAUGACACAGAAGAGGAGGAGAAGGCUGCUAAAAGAGGCUCAGGUCCAGACUCCGGUCAUUGCUCUGAGGAAGAUGAAGAAGCUGAUUCAGAUAUGGAGGAUGAAGAGAAGACAUCAUCAAAGCAUCCAGAAGAUGAGAUGGACUUGGAGGAAGAUGUAGAGAUGGGUUCUGAAACUGCAGGAGCGCUACGAUGGAAGGAAGGUUUGGCCCAGAAGGCAACAGAGGCAUAUUUAAGACAACAACGUGCAGCCCCCAACCUGCGCAAAUUAGUGUACGGCACGGUGGUGGCAGAAGAGGAAGAAGAUUCUAAAGAUGAGGAGGAUGAACUGGGUGGUUUAUUUAAAGUCAGUCGACCAGAGAAGAAUAAGCGAGUAGGAGCAGAUGCAUUGGACUGUUCUCGCUUUCAGCCAGACAGCAACCAUGAUUGGGACCAGGAGGAGAUGCUGGCCUCAAUCAUAGACUGUUUCGUGACUGGAAAAUGGGAAGAGGACAAGGAUGCUGCAACACUUCUAAAGGAAGAUGAUGACCUCUAUGGAGAUUUUGAAGAUUUGGAAACAGGAGAGGUUCACAAAGUGAAGGCUGGCGAUAAGGAUCAAACUGAGGGAGGGGGUGAAGGUGACAAGGAUGGCGACGAUGAUGACGAAGAAGAGGAGGCUCCUCUUGUGAAAUAUGAUGAUGAUGAAAUUCAGAAAAACAAGCGUCUGGAGAAGAAGAGGAAGCUGAAGGAGAGAUUCAAUUCCGAAUAUGACGACGGUGACGCCACUUAUUUCGAUGACCUGAAGGAGGAGUUGCACAAACAGGCUGAGCUAAACAGACAAGAGUUUGAAGAUGUGGAUGAUGUACUUCGGGUUCAGUAUGAAGGCUUUCGGCCAGGCAUGUACGUGCGUGUGGAGAUUCCCGGUUUACCCUGUGAGUUCGUCACCAACUUUGACCCCCACUAUCCCAUCAUUCUCGGCGGUUUGGGAGCAAGUGAGGGGAACGUUGGCUACUUGCAGAUGCGUCUGAAGAAACAUCGCUGGCACAAUCGUAUCCUGAAAACCCGCGAUCCUCUCAUCUUGUCUUUGGGUUGGAGGCGUUUUCAGACCAUCCCCCUCUUCUACAUCGAGGACCAUAAUGGACGUCACCGCCUGCUGAAAUACACACCUGAGCACAUGCACUGUGGUGCCACCAUCUGGGGACCCAUAACACCUCAGGGCACAGGCUUCCUGGCUGUGCAGACCGUGGCAGGUACUCGGGCCAAUUUCCGCAUCGCUGCCACUGGAGUCGUUCUGGACCUCGACAAAUCAGUGACCAUUGUGAAGAAGCUCAAACUGAUUGGAUACCCUUAUAAAAUCUUUAAGAACACUUCCUUCAUCCAGGGAAUGUUCAACACCGUCCUGGAGGUAGCCAAGUUCGAGGGCGCGUCCAUUCGCACUGUCAGUGGUAUUAAAGGGCAGAUAAAGAAAGCCUUGCGGACGCCGCUGGGCUCUUUUAGAGCCACGUUUGAAGACAGAUUACUGAUGAGCGAUAUCGUAUUCCUGCGUUCCUGGUAUCCCGUCUCGGUUCCUCAGCUGUACAAUCCAGUGACGUCUAUGCUAAUGCCUGUCGGGAAGAAGGACACAUGGGCCGGUAUGAGAACCCUUGGGCAGCUGAAGCAUGACCUGGGCAUCCAGAACAAACCCAACAAGGAUUCCCUGUACAAGCCUAUCGUGAGGAAAGUUCGACAUUUCAACCCUCUCAACAUUCCCAAGGAGCUGCAGAAAUCCCUCCCCUUCAAAAGCAAACCCAAACAGCAUCUGCCCAAAGGCAAAACCCCGCGAGACCUGAGGAGGCCGGCUGUCAUAAGAGAACCCCAUGAGAAAAAGGUGGCAGCAUUGCUUGACGCUUUAAGCACGGUCUACUCACACAAGAACAAGAAGGCGAAAGCAGAACAUCGUGCCAAGCACAAAGAAUUCUUGAAGCAGAAAGGGAUCGAGGAGGAGGGGAAGCAGAAGAGACAGAAGGAGGAGAGGAAGAAGAUCUACCGUGCCAUGGGACAGAAAGAGCAGAAGAAACUCAAAUCCAGCCUGAAGGGAGCGUCCAAGGACAACUGAGGCUAUCUUAACACAUACCUGAUUCUGUUAAAUAUGGCUCCAGGCCUGUUUGCAAUAUGCCACUUAUUCAAUUCUCACACCAGCUGUUCUUUCUAAGCUGGCUGAGGUGUUCAGCUGUUGACAUUGCUGGGGACCCGAAAAUGGGUUUUGGUGAAAACAGAUACAAUUUUCCUAUAAAGAAGAACCAAGAAACUGCCUGGUUAACUGAUGCUAUAUCUGAAAGGAUUUUAAAAAACCAUACAUUGGUAAUACAGAUACAGAUUCAAGAUACAAGUUUUACCUGUCACAUGACAUUUGUUUUAUUGCAUUGGUUUUCAAUAAAAAUCAUGUGUCUAUAAAGCAAAGGAAAUGUUUAUUGUCUUAGGUAUCAGAUAACAAGGUGAGAUGAAAUGCUUUCAAAAAUACAAUUGCAUCAAUUUAUAGACUUUAAAUGACUCAUCCUCAUCCAGGUCAUCUAAUGUACUCUUAUUGGCCACAGGUUAGAGUCUUUUAGCCAUUAAUAGUGAAUUGGAGUUGUUCUUCUGUGCACUGGUGUCUCCAUAGUCCCGCAACUACUGCUGAGCUUCUAAUUUUUUCUUUCACAAAGCUGAAGGCAGCUUGAUGAAAAGCCUAUGAAUAUCAACUAUAAGGCAAUGUUUCAGCAUCAGGGGUUGUAUGGACAGAUGUUCAAUAGUGCGGGGACUGUCUCUAUAUGUCUAAUUGUGAUUUAUUGGUGAUUAAGCAAGUUGCUUAGAUUUUUUGGGGGUUUGGAUGAAUAGAGAGCA
Messenger RNA from Triplophysa dalaica, 4612 nucleotides. RefSeq names its product BMS1 ribosome biogenesis factor (gene bms1). The record is from RefSeq and is a predicted model, not a curated record. Lineage: Eukaryota; Metazoa; Chordata; Actinopteri; Cypriniformes; Nemacheilidae. The transcript is spliced from 23 exons. Bases 159 to 3848 code for a protein of 1229 amino acids. Gene Ontology annotation, biological process: ribosome biogenesis; maturation of SSU-rRNA from tricistronic rRNA transcript (SSU-rRNA, 5.8S rRNA, LSU-rRNA); endonucleolytic cleavage of tricistronic rRNA transcript (SSU-rRNA, 5.8S rRNA, LSU-rRNA). Gene Ontology annotation, cellular component: 90S preribosome; nucleus. Gene Ontology annotation, molecular function: U3 snoRNA binding; GTP binding; GTPase activity.